This is a messenger RNA of Hibiscus syriacus, 1017 nucleotides long. Its product is annotated as DNA replication complex GINS protein PSF1-like. The coding region runs from base 172 to 774 and encodes 200 amino acids. Lineage: Eukaryota; Viridiplantae; Streptophyta; Magnoliopsida; Malvales; Malvaceae. The record is from RefSeq and is a predicted model, not a curated record. Gene Ontology annotation, biological process: DNA replication; DNA strand elongation involved in mitotic DNA replication. Gene Ontology annotation, cellular component: GINS complex. The transcript has 6 exons.
CACCAACUAUUUUUUCUAUGUUCACGCUAUUCUUGGAGCAUAAUCAUUUGUACUUGUAUAUACCUUAAAGAAAAAAGAUUGCGCAACCUGUUCGGUGAAAUAUCUCAAAGAUAAUUUCGGUUUUGAAGGUAAGUAUAUAAUUGAAAGGUUGGAAUUUUAUAUAUUCAGAAGAUGCACGGAAGAAAGGCGUACGAGCUGGUGAAAGAGUUUUCUACUGGUGAAAAAGGGCAUCUCAAGAUUUUCAAUAAUGAGCUGUUUGAGAGAGUAAUUGAAGAAUGCAAUGAACAUCAUAAUGCACUCGAGUCAUUAAUAAGGAAAAUGCAAGAGGAGGGACUGGAAGUCCAAACAGCUAAAACUGCAGACCACUAUGGAUCACUCAUCCACCACCUUUCUCUAAUUCGCAACAAGCGAUGCCUAAUGGCAUAUGUGUACAAUCGUGCAGAAAUUCUAAGAGAUUUGGCAUGGAAGGUAGGGUUACUUCAUGAACUUCCACCUGAAAUUCAGGAGAAGUUCAGUGACUCAGAGGAACAGUAUUUCAAAGAUCAUUCCAAGUCUUUGAAAUUAUACAUGUCACAACUGAGCCUUGACGUGAAUGUGGAUAUGGUGCCUCCAAAAGAUCCCUACAUCAAAGUAAGGGUGCUUGAAGAUUUAGGUAGCGGAAUAAUUCUCAGCGAUAAAUCUGCCAAUUUUGCUCGUCAUUCAAUGCACUUUCUCAAACGAACUGAUGCUGAGCAAUACAUUGCACGGGGCUUAAUGGAGGAGUUGACAGGCUGAACCUGAAAGAGGUAUAUCAACCAUGUCUUUUCCCUCUGCUCCAGAAUAAAGGUGUUUCAAAUUCGAUACUAAUAUAUCGAUUCAGUUGCCACUAAAGAAUCCUGUUACCAGACCUGUUGGUUAAUUCUUUGUAUGUUCGUUUUAGCUCUUGGCAAAUGUAACUUGAACAAGAAGAAAAAGGACAAGCCUUUUCCCCCCCUUAUGGAUGAUACAAAUGAAGUUAUCUAGAUUCUUUCAUGGUAA